GGGUUGUUGUAAAUGCAAAAUCCAAAGCAACCAAACGUGGCCAAAUGACGUACCCACGUCCUCCGAAGAAAUCCCAUUUUUACACUGUUAGCCGAUAGUGUAGAAAGGGGUUAGAGGAGACGGAAAAAAUGGCGAUUUCCAUUUUCAGGCCUUCGGUUUCUCUUCCUCAACAGUUUCUCUAUUCAAUUAAUCCCCAAAAAUUUAGUUCAAUUUCUGUUAUUAGAAAGAAACAGAGUUUUCUUCGUUGCGCUUCAUCGGAUUCUGCUCCUCCUCUGACUAGGCAAGAGAUGUCAUUAAGUGUUGGAAUGUACCUAAUUCCUCAUCCCAACAAGGUUGAGAAAGGUGGAGAAGAUGCAUUCUUUGUGAGCAGUGAUGAUGGGGAAGUGAUUGUUGUUGCUGAUGGUGUUUCCGGUUGGGCUGAAAAGAAUGUGGAUCCCGCACUGUUCUCCAGAGAAUUGGUGGCUAACGUUUCUUCUUUGGUGGGGAAUGUGGAGGUCAAUGAUGAUCCUCGGAUUCUCAUAAAGGGAGCCCAUGCUGCUACAUCAUCUAUCGGUUCAGCUACGGUACUUGUUUCUGUAUUCAAGAAUGGAAUUUUGAAGAUAGGCAGUGUUGGGGAUUGUGGACUACGGGUUAUUCGUAAAGGUCAGAUGAUUUUCUCCACAUUUCCACUCGAACACUAUUUUGACUGCCCAUACCAGUUGAGCUCAGAGUCUGUUACUCAAACAUACCUUGAUGCCAUAGUUAGCACGGUGAACUUGCAAGUAGGAGAUACAAUUGUAAUGGGCUCAGAUGGCCUCUUUGAUAAUAUUUUCGAUCAAGAGAUUGUUUCAGUUGUGACCACAAAUGAUGAUGUCUCUAAUGCUGCUAAGGCAUUAGCUGAUUUGGCGCGCAAUCAUUCUGUGGAUACCAAAUUCGACUCCCCUUUUUCACUGGAGGCUAGAGCAAGGGGAUUUGAUGUUCCUUGGUGGAAGAAAGUAUUUGGAAUGAAGUUUACAGGAGGAAAGCUCGAUGAUAUUACAGUCAUUGUUGGAAAGGUGAAAACUACGUGAGAAAGCUGGCCUGAACACCACUGAUAUUUUCAACAACAAUAAAAGGUCGUGAACAAGUCAUAUAUCUUUGGUGCCAAGACAUUGGCAGGGUCCCCUCUCCUGAAUCAUUGGGCUAUCGAAUGGUGUUUUAAACUACGAGUUGAAGGAUGAGGUAAGACGAGAACAACUUCAAACUACACUCGAUCAUUGUUUUUGUAUUGUGUUAUUUCAAGGUGUCUGUUGUAAGACAAUAUAUGGCACUACUAUCUGUAUGACAUUUGGGACCAUUUAAAUUCUUCAUUGAUAAAAAAUACAACCAUAAAAAAGCUUGCUAACUUGUUUAACA
Messenger RNA from Solanum tuberosum (potato), 1374 nucleotides. Its product is annotated as probable protein phosphatase 2C 26. The transcript is spliced from 11 exons. Bases 129 to 1049 code for a protein of 306 amino acids. Gene Ontology annotation, cellular component: chloroplast. Lineage: Eukaryota; Viridiplantae; Streptophyta; Magnoliopsida; Solanales; Solanaceae. Gene Ontology annotation, biological process: protein dephosphorylation. The record is from RefSeq and is a predicted model, not a curated record. Gene Ontology annotation, molecular function: protein serine/threonine phosphatase activity.